This is a messenger RNA of Emiliania huxleyi CCMP1516, 1074 nucleotides long. RefSeq lists its product as hypothetical. The transcript has 2 exons. The record is from RefSeq and is a predicted model, not a curated record. The coding region runs from base 1 to 1074 and encodes 357 amino acids. Lineage: Eukaryota; Haptophyta; Isochrysidales; Noelaerhabdaceae.
AUGACGGGGGAGAGGGCGAGGGCGGCGGCGGCGACGGCGUUGGCGGUGACGGUGGCGGAGGGCUUCGAGGCGGCGGAGACGGCGAUGGCGGAGAAGGAGGUGGCGGCGAGGGCGGUGGGGGUAGGGGCGGAGGAGAAGGUGGCACUGGGGGCAGGGGAGGCGCCGGGCUUGGAGGCGGCGGAGACGGCGGUGGCGGAGAAGGAGGCGGCGACGAGGGCGGCGGGGACGGGGGCAGCGGGGGUAGGGGCGGAGGAGCAGGUGGCACUGGGGGCAGGGGAGGCGCCGGCGGCGGUGGGUAAGGCAGUGGCGGCAUCGGAGGCGGCGGCGGCGUCGGAGGCGGCGGCGGCAGCAUCGGAGGCGGCGGAGGCGGCGGCGGCGGCGGCGGCGGCAGCUUCGGCGGCGGCGGUGGCGGGGUCGGAGGCGAGGGCGGGGCCGCGGGAGGCGAAGGCGGCGGCGGCGGCGGCGGCGGCGGCUUCGGUGGCGGCGGCGGCGGGGCCGCGGGAGGCGAAGGCGGGGCCGCGGGAGGCGGCGGCGGCGGCGGCGGUCGCGGCUUCGGUGGCGGCGGCGGCGGCGGCGGGGCCGCGGGAGGCGGCGGCGGGGCCGCGGGAGGCGAAGGCGGCGGCGGCAUGGAGCAGCAGCCGCGGCAAUGCGGGCAGACCUAUCGAGUUCGUCGCCGCCGACGACUUCGACCCCCGCCUCGUGCCCAGGUCGGUACCGGGGGAUGCCACGUCUCUCCACGUCUUUGCCGCGUGCUCGGUGCAUGCCGCCGCCCUGCCUGCGACGCUCACUCUCCCGCUGUCUCACCUCCUGCUCGUGCGCGCGGCGCAGGACACCCACGAGCUCGACAGCGCCUGCCCCACCCCCGGCCCGGCCAACCCCAUGCCGACCGAGUGCAUCGCCAACCCACCGUUCCCCUACGACGUCGACUGGUGGCUGGAGUUUAGCGCGGGCAACUGCUCGAUCACCCGCGCGGCGGAUCUGAUGCGUAGCACGGUGCUCGACCCCUUCACCAGCCCGGUCGCCAUCAACGAGCAGUUUGUGUGCAUGCACAACACGACCGACAUCUGCAUGUGA